Molecule: messenger RNA, 717 nt
Organism: Dichomitus squalens LYAD-421 SS1
Lineage: Eukaryota; Fungi; Basidiomycota; Agaricomycetes; Polyporales; Polyporaceae
Product: C-factor
Exons: 5
Coding region: 1-717 (238 amino acids)
Source: RefSeq, a predicted model, not a curated record
AUGGCUAUCACCAACCAGUACACAUGGCUCAUCACUGGCUGCUCUCGCGGAAUAGGGCUGGAGCUCACCAAGCAACUUCUUGAGUUGCCUUCCAACUUCAUUAUUGCAACGUGUCGCGAUCCCUCCAAGGCAACGGCUCUUAAUGCCCUGAAGAGCUCCGCCAAGGGGACGCUGCAGAUCAUCCGUCUAGACGUGGAUGAUCGGGAGUCGAUGAUGCAGUCGGUCGAAGAGGUGUCUGCAAUUGUCGGAGAGAAGGGUCUCGACUAUCUCAUCAACAAUGCAGCGAUUAACCAAGAGAUAGACACCGCCUUCACCAUGAAUAUCGACGGGUGGGCUCAGGUGUUCAAGACGAAUGUUGCGGCACCUGCAUUCAUGGCUCAAAUAUAUCUCCCUCUCGUCGAGCGUAGCGAGAAGAAGACCAUUGUGAAUGUUUCGAGCUCUCUUGGGGCGUUCGGCUAUGGCUUUGGCGAGACAUGGGCGUCUUACGCAAUCACCAAGACCGCGCUCAACAUGCUGACGUACAAGCAGAAGGCGGAGCGGCCCGACAUCAACGUCGUUUGCCUUUGCCCCGGGUGGGUUAAGACAGACAUGGGGGGAGAUGAUGCGCCUCUCACUCUCACAGAGAGCGUUGCCGGGGUUGUGAAGGUCAUCACCUCCUUGCGGCCGGAGGACAGUGGGCGCCUCAUCAAUUACCGACACGAGAUUGUGCCGUGGUGA